AUGGAGCUUUGCAACAACGCAUACUGCCAUCGACUGAGGGAUGCCCUCGGAAACAACUAUUGCUAUGCUGGCAUGGUGUCGAUAGGUGACUACCAGGUAGUUGAGGCGACGCUAAGAAGCGGACAGUCUCGAACGGCGCUUCUCGGGGCGCAGGCCUUGACCAAUCUGCCAAAAGUGGACCGUGACAUCUUCUUUUUGCAGAUGCCGAAUCUGGAUGUGAACUCCUUGCACGAGAGGUUCGUCGCAUGCUUCAAGCACUACAUGUUCAGUGAGGGGUUUGCAGAACGGAUGAAGUCCGAGAAGGCAGCACGGCUGUGGGCACAGCUGGCCGAGGACUACCGGCGAAUGCCGCAUGGGCCUGGUGAAGAGUUCCACAAAGCCUCAGACAAAGGUCUACGGGGCUUUUUCAUCAGGUAUUUCUUCUACGUGAUGAUCGGCCUCGAUCCUGAAGACCCUGAAGUGAUGAGAACGCUUGUACCGCUUAUGCAGGGCGAUACCCCGAUUGGUUUCGCGUACUUGUGGCCAAUGGCGAGGUUGGGAAUUCUGAACGGCUAUAUUAACGAGAUAGAUUCGAGGAUAUACAACAGCCCUGCCCUUUCAGACUUCACAGAAGGUGAAGAACGCUAUGGCAAGAUGUCAAAGCUGGAGCUGGCGAGGCUGUCAACCUGCAUCUUCAGAUUGGCAGCGAUCACUGGCACGCUUCAGCUGGCCAAGUCCAUUACCGGCGGUCUGAAGCUGCCGGACUACAAGGACAUGGACAAAAUUGACAUACCGUCACAGUGGGACAAGCUUGAUCUCAAGGACGAUGUUGCCUUGCAGAAUUUCUGCUACGAG
This is a messenger RNA of Symbiodinium necroappetens, 834 nucleotides long. The record is from the annotation of a GenBank genome assembly. Lineage: Eukaryota; Dinophyceae; Suessiales; Symbiodiniaceae.